ACAUUAAUAACCUGUGUAUCAGUGGUAUAUCUGUAGUGUAUUAGUUAACCACUAAAUAUAUUUGGUGAUUCAUGUAUAAAUAUAAACACUUUGGAAAUUUCAAAGUUUUUUCUUUGACAAAUGUAGACUUAACUUAAAGUAACGUCGAUUAUGAUCUUAUUUGACACACCGCAUAUUGAAUUAAGUGAGACAAUCACCUAUUAAAUCGGAUUUUCCAACGGAGGUUCAUUGAAAUGCGCCAUUAAGAGUAUGUUUCACACGUAAUGGCUUCCCUCUCAGAGUCCUCGAACAAUUAUUUCGAAAAUGACAUAUCCGAUGACGAUUAUGUUGACAACGAAGAUGAUGUUAGGUCUGACACCUUCCAUAAAACUAUUAAUGCAAAUGAGGAUGCUACAUCAGAGUUUGAUUGGGAUCUAUUUUCUGAAGCCGACAGAAGUAUUGGAAAGAUUUCUUUCCAACACACAGAGGAACAUUUCGAACAUGAUAUGAAUGGAGAAACGGACUUCACCGUUGCUGAAACUUCAAAUUCAACAUCAACAGACGAGAUUUAUAAAACUGUACCUUUUCCAUUCGCACUGAAAGAAACGCCUGUGGAAAUACCAUACAAGCCUAAACGGACUAACAAAAAUGCAUGUAAUGCCGAGAGAAUUAGGAUUUCAAAUGAGGUCAAGGCAAGCGAGUGGGUCUUGACGAAGGAAGAUCAUAAAGGGAUAAGUGCCUACACUGGCCGUGCCGCGCAUUCUAAGCAAAAGCGGAAAAUCGUUUCAUGCAAUGGAAAUAUUCCAUCAGACGUCACCGAUUUCAAUCUUCCACCAAUCACUGGUACAUAUAAAAUACGCCCGAAAAUGAAAAACAAGAUCCCUAUGUUUAUGCCGCCAUCAGUAUUGGCGAAUGUCGCCAAUAGCAACGAGACAGACACUGACACAAUUUUAGCGCGCUUGACAAGCGCUGGUGUAAGCGAAUACGUGCCUUGUAUGCAGUGCCAUGGAAACAGCAGUUACAGCGGAGGUUCGUCGAAUGGAGGAUGGAAUCAAGAUCAACAAAACAAUGGCAAAUGUCAAAGGUGCGGCGGGACAUUAAUAUCAUCAUUGGAAGCUGUUGGUGCGUUACGACGUUUGCAGACAAUGUUCCAAAUAGACAAUCUGAUCGUGCAAGACGUUCCCAACGAUGGCAACUGCUUAUUCGCGGCGGUGGUGGAUCAGUUGAGAACGCAGGGAAUUUUUGAGCACGACAUCUACAGUCUCCGAGAGGCUUCCGUAGAGUACUUACGAACUCAUCCUUAUGCGGACGAUGGGUCUAGUCUGGAUGCAUUUUUGGCAGGCGAAACCUGGGACCAGUAUCUGUUGCGGAUGGGGAGAGACGGGGAAUGGGGUGACCACAUGAUUCUCAACGCUAUUGCCGAAGUUCUGCAAAUGGAGAUUGUAAUCUAUGGCGGAAUUGCAGACCAGCGUAAAACAACCAUUUUGCCUAAGUCUUGCUCGCAAAUCAAAGGUGACGUUCGUAUAGCCCAUCUUCUUGAAUCGCACUAUGUAAGUUUGCGGAGAAAAGACUGGUUUAAAGAACUUGAAUCACAGCACGAACAACAGCACGUGGACUUAGAUGAAUCCACAAAGGGAAAUGGUAUCUUCCCAAUUAGUCAUUUGGAUGUGAUGCUAAAGAUUAUCAUACAGUCCGGAUAUUUGCAAAGUUUAAAGCCAUCGCUAGUUCACUUUUUCAAACCUCCGUACAAUUCAUGGGAAGAUGCAGCAAUCCAUAUUGUAGGCGACUUCAUUUCAGAAGCAAUACCAACUGCAUAUUCAGGAACCGCCUUUCAAAGCUUGUCAUUGACCUAUUUAUCUUCACACAGUGGACACCAGUUUAAAGAAAAAAAUAUGCCUAUUUUGUAUAUUCCUCAUGAUACGAAAGCUGUGUUUGAUAAUGAGAAAACGUCUCGAAAAGAUCUUGUAGUGUGUGGCGACCCAUCUGACGGUCCAGUCAAGCUGAAACCUGUCCAACCUUCAUUAUGGAAAUGGCGUCUUGAAAAAACACAUAGUACUGUCUACCUGAAAACAUUUGAACUAUCAGUUGACGUUCUUCACGACGAAAUUAAGACGAUUAUUUUAAAAGUCUCAAAAUAUGCAGGUUUAACAUCCAAGUGCAUUAUUGCAUUUUCUUGCGACUGGCCCACAUUUGCCGUUGAAUGGAUUUCAAGAAGUAGACCGGGCAUGUUUCCAAUGCCCGAUAUGGUGCAAACUAUAUUUAGUGCAGGUUGUCAUUUUGUACCAUAUAUCAGCCAGUCUGAAUAUUGUGAAAUAAUCGAUGAUGUCCCAACGAAAUCUGUCGGUGAUGCACAAACCAGUUGGUGUUUGUCAUUUUCUGUAGCCGAACGAACGCUUUUAAGAGCUUUGUCGACUGAACAGCGAGCUUGUUUUCUGGUUUUCAGAGAAAUCGUUGAAGAAGCAUUGUCGCAAUAUAGGUUGUCUUCCUCGGUUGUUAAAAGCAUAUUCUUGUAUGCAUGCGAGAAUAUUCCAACGAAAGAUUGGGCAUCCAAAUCAGGUGAAUGUCUACUGAUACUGUUAAACAAUACUUCAAAAGCUUUCGGCGCUGGAUAUUUGGCGCAUUAUUUUAUUUGUACGAAAAACUUGCUGAGCGGUCUUUCGGAGUCUGUUCUUCGUGAAUAUGCUUCAGAGCUUCAGAAAUGUUUGUCGCGGCCAAUUGCAGCGCUGAACCAUGCGCUUGAAACACUCAACAUCGCCAGUUCAGAUAUUGGACCAGUUCUCGAUCAGAUAAUUGAUGACGUUGAUGACUUUGUUGCCAGAGGUAACGCAGGACAGUCUUUUAUUGGUUGUGUUUAUCCCUGCUGGGGAUACCUUAUUCAAAUGAUGAUAAUGAACUCCGAAUACACAAAAGCGUUAUCAGCACUUCAAGACAUCCAAGCCGAACUCGAGAAUAUUUUCGCAAAACAGAUAAGUCUCGAACAAGUGGCAGUGUCUGUUCUUACGGGACCAAACAUAUGCAAGCAAUGGGUCUUUGCUUUGUACAUCGACCUCAGUUUGGGCACGAAAGUUUCAUCUGCUCUCUGCCAUGACAGGGAAGGGAUCCACAUAUCUGAAGUAUUUGGACCGAAGGCUACAGAGCUUUUAGUAGACACAUGCAUACCUAAAGGGGCUAAUAUCGAGUAUGGAAACCUUACGUUUGCUGAAUCUGUGUCACAGGUGCUGCAGGAGCUUAAACGAGAUGACGCUUUCAUAGCUGUACUUAAAUAUUACCUAGAAACAUAUGCCGUAUUUGCAGGUGAUGACAUCGUGCUUCCUGUCCGAGAUGAAACGGCUAAAGAUGAUAUUAUCACUGCGUUCAGUACAGGCAUGUCGAAAGUCGUAGGAAGUAAAGAGGCGGUAGCGGAAUACCAGUUGUCUACAGCUCUCCCAAUGUGCUUAAGUAAUCUGCACGUUAGCCUAUUCAAUAAGUGCAUGCAGAUACAGAAACAAGAAGAAUAUCGGCCCCUGUUACCAACAUAUCAAUCUUUAGCCAAACUUGGAUUUAGCAAAUUCGUUUCGCGUAAUGCUACACGAAUGGUACAAAAUUUGUCGGCGGCAACUUUGUCAGAAACCAUGUUUCCAGAGUUAAUGAUUUCUGGGUCAUUAGACCCUGAUGAAGAAUAUGGCACAGAUGAUGGUGUUCGGUUUCAAUGUACGGUGAUGUAAAUAUUAACAAUAAUGUUUCUAUGAUUAAUGGCAAACAUAUAUCCUUAUUAUAGGCGUUGAGUUCCUAUUCCAUUUUCAUUAACGUUUUAUACCUAACCAAUAAUAUACCUAUAUACAAGAAAUACGAUUUACUUGUGCAUGUGCAUCGUCUCAAAUCUGAUGAGGUUUUAACCUCAUUUAAUUUUAUAGAAAGAAACGACUGUACGUUAUUUCCCAAUAUAAGUUAUUUUGGGGAACAUAAUAUGUUCAGAAACAUUUUAUCGUACAACUCAUAUUGACAUUUAAACUUGUCAGAGUGUAAGGCAUUGUAAGUACCAUAACAUUAGAAUCAUGUAAAAUAUAAUAUUUCAACGCAAUCUGAAGAUAACGUUAGAAUAUGAUAUACAUGUACUAGUCAUGGUACUAUUCAAAGUUGUUGCGCAAUGAGUGUUAAUAUCCCUGUAAGGAGGGUUUAUUAUAUUUUUAAUUGAUUUCUUUAGCGGUGGUCAAAUCAUCUAUACUGCUCUAGUGUGUACAUUAUCGCAAGUUUUAAAUGUCUCUAUAUUCACUAGACCAAUACUACUGGAAUGUUGGUAAUUUUUACCUCACCAUCGUGUUAAUUGGUUGUGUUCUUUUUGUACGAUUUAUUAGGAUUUAUCGAUAUCUGACAUUUUACAUAAUUUAAUUAUAAAAUAUGUUUUACAAUCUAGGCCUAAAUCAUUGUGUAUGGCAAAAUGUUUCAAUGUUAUUGCACAUGAUUGAUUAUUAUUUCUAUGUACAUUCAUUGUAGUUGACCUUUGCAAUACUUAUCCGAGUGCUGUUGGUCUUAUGCUAAUUCACAAUUUCAUAGAUCUAGUCUUGAUCUAUCAGUUAAAUGUCACCUGAAGGCAAAAUUCCGGGAUGAAGCGCUGUGACGCAUGCUUGCACACUUUAUUAUAACAUGUGUGUAGUAUUAUUCAUAUGUUUUCACAUAUAAAUCCGCGUGUACUUGUUAUAUGAGCUUUGUUUUAUAUUAUCAAAUAAAGUGGUCAGGGGCACAAACAAAUACCAUUUGUUUGAAAUGGAAUAUAUGUUAUCUGGUUGUGUAACGUUAAUGUUAUAAAUACGUGCUAUCAAUGGCAAUAAUGUGCCAUUGUCAUAAUUUCUGAUCAUACAUAGUGUUAUUAUACUUUCGUUUUUCAUCUACAUAUAUGUCAAUGUCUUGCACAUACAUGUUUGUCAUUACAUUGUUAUCAGACAAACAAAUAAUUAAAUAUAAUUAUUAUAA
Messenger RNA from Dreissena polymorpha, 4929 nucleotides. RefSeq lists its product as uncharacterized. The transcript has 8 exons. NCBI's taxonomy places the organism in Eukaryota, Metazoa, Mollusca, Bivalvia, Myida, Dreissenidae. The coding region runs from base 264 to 3683 and encodes 1139 amino acids. The record is from RefSeq and is a predicted model, not a curated record.